Pygocentrus nattereri (red-bellied piranha) is the source of this 2025-nucleotide messenger RNA. It is a transcript of the gene cidec, whose product is annotated as cell death inducing DFFA like effector c. The record is from RefSeq and is a predicted model, not a curated record. Lineage: Eukaryota; Metazoa; Chordata; Actinopteri; Characiformes; Serrasalmidae. The transcript is spliced from 6 exons. Gene Ontology annotation, biological process: regulation of apoptotic process; apoptotic process. The coding region runs from base 143 to 868 and encodes 241 amino acids.
GAGGCCAGCCACACAGAAUACAGUGACAUUUCAGCAACACAGGGAUCUGACUGACCUAACACAGGAGUGAAAACUCUCAGAAGUGUGAUACUGAAGAGCAAAGACCAGAAGAGUGAAAUCAAGAUCGUACUGGUUGAAUAGGAUGGACUAUGCCAAGAAGUCUCUCAAUCUGUUCUCACCUUCUUCUCUAUCCAAUAUAUCUCACAGAUGUGUAUCAGCCAGUGCUUCUGUCCUCCCAAGUUUCAGCCCCCGCCCCAGACCCUUCCGGGUCAUCAACUCAGACCGCUCCAUAAAGAAAGGCAUCAUGGCAGAUGGACUGAGAGAUCUACUGAACAAGACAAUGGAUGCCUUUCAUGUGUCCUGCAUAGCUGGUCUGGUGCUUGAUGAGGAUGGGACAGGAGUGGAUACAGAGGACUUCUUCCAGACCCUUAAGGACAGCACUGUACUCAUGGUCCUGGAGAAAGGAGAGAAGUGGACACUGCAGCAGAUCAGUCGGUCUGAGAGUCAUGUUGGAGAGCGCAAGACAAAGCACAGGAAGGACCUGGCCAAACUGACCCUUGACUUUUACAAAAACCAUCCUAAAGAAUUCAUUGGCUGCCUGAAUGUCCAGAUGACCCUGUAUGGGAUGUACUCCAUGUCAUAUGAUCUGCAGUGUUACCAUGCCAAGAGGAUGCUGAGGGAGGCCCUAAGAUGGACUCUCUUCAGCAUGCAGGCCACAGGCCAUAUCUUACUGGGUACCUCAUGCUAUAUGCAGCAUCUUAUUGAUGAGGACGAGAAAGCUGAGGCACAACUGGCUGCAUGCGAACACAUGAACAAGCCAUUACAGGCUAUCCAAUGGAAGAAGACGGCAGCUGACCACAAAAACUAAUAGCUUGAGUUUGGACAAGCCCAUGGGAUAAAGACUUUUGCCCAGAAGCUUUUGCUUUUUGGAAAGGAAACCAUUGUAGCAUCAUGUUACCCAUGUUACAGAGUAUAGCUAUAAUGGCAGGACCAACUGUGGUGUGAAAAUAACCAGAACUCCACAGUGUUUCAUAUAGCAUGUUGACCAUAUAUGGGGACGCAUAUCAAAGCAGUUUUUGAUGUCUUAUUAUCCUGUAACUCCAGCACAAUGGAGCUGAAAUGAAAUCGUAACUAUUAUUUAAUGGCUAAGAGAACUAAGAAAAGGUCUAUCUAGGGAUAGAAAGUUGAUUCUAGCCUUUUGCACCACAAACGUAGCCAAGUUAGUAAGCCUGCAUUCACAAAACAAUUUGAUAACCCUCAAAAAAUACAAUGACAAGCAUAGCUGGUUUAGUUUAGAUUUGAGUUAGAAUCUCAUUCAUAAAAGCAAAAACUACUGACGGUAGAUGCUCUUUUACAUAAAAAGCAAGCAAAAAAUAUUUUAAUCAAAUCACUCACUGUCCUGCUAUAUCAUGACAGCUGAAUUUUACGGCUGUUUUUUUUUUGUGAGCUGACUACAGCAAUUAGUUAUUAAAUCAUUUUUUUGCCCUGCACCAUAUCCUAUAGGCUGAUGUAUGGGUACACCAUAGUAUGCUGCACCAAAAGUUAAACUUUGGGGAACUUUUAUAAUGGACAACAGAGUGUAAUGUUCAUGCACUGUCAUGCCACUGCAUUGGCAUCUGCUAUCUGUCAGCACACUAUUCACUAUUAAAUUAUUUCACUGAAAUCAAUGGCACAAUGUACAUUUUUACAGAUACAAAAUCAUCUAUGUGAAUAUAGCCUAAAGUAGGGUAAAAAAUCUGACUAAAUCUGUCACAGCCAAAACUGUCCUGUGUCUUGUUAACAAGCAAGAAUGUACAAUUUUGCUACCCACACUUGAUACUUUUAGGUACAUAUAUAUGUAUUUUUUGUUUAGAAAAUGUGUUUCUGUAGAGCUAUUAAUAUUUAUUCACAUUUCUGAAUGCUGAACAUUUCUGCUGUCUCAUUUUUAUACUGUAUAUUAUGCCUGUUCUUUUUCCAAGUAUUUGUAUUAAACAUUAAGUUUUAAUGCCUCUGGGGAUGUUGCUCAACAUUCAGGUCUCAGUAUGG